CAGUGUCCAGACGGGGGCGAUGGCCGCUGGCCGCUGGCCGCUUCAUUCAACAGAUCAGUGAAGUCCCACAGCACUCAAACUGUGCAGGACCACAGAUGUGAGGCGCUCGCAAGAGUCAAACAGCUGGUUUUAUCGCGUAUCUACGCUCCUGUCGCUCCCCUGUUACAGCCAGAAAUAUGAAAACAUGGUAGUUAAAACCAGAAAAUCAAAUGCCAAGGACCAGAGCAGCGAGAAGGACAGGAGUCAGUCCGUGUCGGGGAAAAGCAAGCGUGCCAAAGAUGGGAAGGGCUCGGCUUCCCAGAGUAAAAACGGAGUUUUUGCAGGGUUCAUUAGAAGCAAAUUAGGUUUGAGCCCGUCCGCUUUUGCAAGAGGAAUAUCAGUGUUGGUUCUCGCUCUUAUUGUGGGAUUUUUACACUGGUAUCAUCUCUCACAUCUAUUUGAAAAUGACAGACAUUUUUCCCACAUGUCGUCUUUGGAAAAGGAGAUGGCCUUUCGAACAGAGAUGGGACUGUAUUACUCAUAUUUCAAGACCAUCAUUGAGGCUCCUUCUUUCAUGGACGGUCUUUAUAUGAUCAUGAACGACCGUCUCACUGAAUACCCUCUAGUGAUAAACACUCUAAAGAGGUUUAACUUGUACCCUGAGGUGUUCUUGGCCAGCUGGUACAGAGCGUACACCAGCACAAUGGAUUUCUUUGGUAUUCCUACCAAGAUGUGUUGGACCAUCAACAGAGGGGAGGGUCUAGAUCCAGUGGAGAGUUGUGAAGGUCUGGGGGAUCCUGCUUACUUUUAUGUCACAUUUGUGUUCCUGUUAAAUGGGGCAAUGAUGAGCCUCUUCUUCAUUUAUGGAACAUAUCUGAGUGGCAGUCGACUGGGUGGCACUGUUACAGUUCUGUGUUUCUUCUUUAAUCAUGGAGAGAGUACUCGGGUCAUGUGGACACCACCUCUGAGAGAGAGCUUCUCCUACCCCUUCCUGGUUCUGCAGAUGCUUCUGCUCACUUACAUCCUCCGGACAAGGAACCCAAGCAAGAAUACCAUGAUGGCUCUGGGGAUCUCCAAUAUUUUCUUCAUGCUACCAUGGCAGUUUGCUCAGUUUGUCUUACUUACCCAGGUGGCAUCCCUUUUUGCUUCAUAUAUCCUGGGAUAUCUGAGUCCGGCAAAAAUGCAGUCUGUCUUAGUAACUCACAUGAUCUCCUUGGCCGUCUGUUUUCUUCUAAUGUUUGGGAACUCGAUGCUGCUGACAUCCUUUUACGCCUCUUCACUGGUCUCCAUCUGGGGGGUAAUUGCACUCAGGGAUCGUUUGGCCGGUAUAUUCAAACCUGGACUCUUCACAUGGGUCAUGCAGUGCCUUGCAUGGGUGGUCUCCACUGUCAUUCUGAAGUUCAUGCUCUCAGUGAUCUUUGGGGCAUCAGAUGAUGCCCACAUCAGCAGUCUGAUCAAAUCCAAGUUCACAAGCUACAAAGACUUUGACACAAUGAUGUACACGUGUGCUGCUGAGUUUGACUUCAUCGAAACAGAGACUCUCAUCCGGUACAUCAAAACCAUGCUGCUUCCAAUUAACAUGCUGAUUGUGGGUUUUAUUGCUGGAAGGACUAUACAGGACAUUACUGUGUUUCUCAGAAAUGAGAAGACAGAAAAGUCAGAAGAUGAUGAAAUGGAGCAGAGCCAGAUGUUGGCAAAGGGAGUGCUGGUGUAUCACAGUCUGCAGCUGGUGGCGUUUGCAGUGCUAGCUGUGCUCAUCAUGAGACUGAAGCUCUUCCUCACUCCCCACAUGUGCAUCAUGUCCUGUUUGAUCUGCUCCAGACAGCUGUUUGGCUGGUUAGGAGAGAAGUUUAAACUCCAGCUGACAGUCGUGGGAAUAUUAUCCAUCAUGGCAGUCCAAGGAGUCACCAACCUGCAGAGUCAAUGGGACAUCAUAGGAGAAUUCAGUAACUUCCCUCAAGAAGAGCUCCUUGAGUGGAUCAAAGACAACACGAGCCCUAAUGCUGUGUUUGCUGGUGCAAUGCCCACCAUGGCGAGUGUGAAAUUGUCCACAGGAAGAGCUAUAGUGAAUCACCCGCACUAUGAAGACGCUGGAUUGAGAGAAAGAACAAAGAUGGUGUAUGCCAUGUACAGCCGAAAGCCAGCUGAGGUAGUGAAGCGAAACUUAAUAAAGCUGCAGGUGGACCAUUUCAUCCUAGAGGACUCGUGGUGCACCAGACGCUCCAAGCCCGGUUGCAGCAUGCCUGAGAUCUGGGAUGUGGAGGAUGCACAAAAUGCAGGAAAGGUGCCACUUUGCACUCUUAUGUGGAAGGAUUCUCGUCCUCACUUCUCCACAGUCUUUCAUAACAAUAUUUACAAAGUCCUUCGUGUUCCCAAAACAGUAGGAGAUAUGAGAUAACAGCAGUUUUUUUUUUCCCUCACCUUACUGUUUUCCUGUCUUUGAUAUAUAUGUGUGUGUAUGUACACAGCAAUGAUUAUUUUUGUAAAGGUCAGAUGUGUUUUUCUUGAGCCCUGCACUUUGGUGUCUGUUUUGUUUUGAUGAGCUGUAAAAAAUUCCUUUUCACUUAAAGGAAUAGUUCACACAAAAAUGAAAUUUUGCUGAAAAUGUACUCUAAGUUGUAGAUGAGUUUGUUUCUUCAUCAGAACAGAUUUGUCCAAACAGACUUUUAUUAUUUCUGGCGGCACCCAUUCACUGCAGAGGAUCCAUUGGUGAACAAGUGAUGUAAUGCUUAAUUUCUCCAAAUCUGUUCUGAUGAAGAAACAAACUCAUCUGCACCUUGGAUGGCUUGAGGGUGAAUCAAUUUUAAGCAUAUUUACUUUUUUUGAUGAACUAUUCCUUUAACCAUCUGUUCUCAUGCUUGUUAAAAUGUCUUUUAUUAGGAUGACUGUGAUUUUUGCCAUCGAUGGUGCUGCUGUUUGCAUAUGGUCCAGACAAUUGUUUACUUAAAUCAUUUCACUUUUUGUGCAUAAAAUAUUUUAUUCAAUCUCUUUUGAAUUUUCAACCUGUGAUGUUUUGUAAAACACUUUUUGUGUAUAGUUUUAAAAUUUACAUUUGUUUUGGGCAGAUGCUCUUACCAAAGUGACCUACAAAAAGUUAUAUAGUUUAAGGGAGGAUUAUGAUAGUCUAUAGUGUUAUUUUUUUAAAUCUGCAAACUCAAUUUUAUUAGUCAACGGUUGUAAAUAAACUGCUUGUUACUCUUUUGUGUGUGGAAAUCACGAUCAGUGUUAUGUAUUAGAAUAGCUAUCUUCAGUAUUGUUUGUUUUUUGUUUGUUUGUUUUAAAUGUAUCGUCUUGCUCAGCUGUAUUUUCAUUUGGAUCAUAUAGGUUUCUGUACUGAAGUUUACCAGUGCUAGUGUUGUGCUCAUUUCCCAAGAGUAAGGAAAUGGCAACAGACAAGUUUUUGUCCCAAUUCCUUUCCUGAUGUCAUGUCAUAAUAAUAGUCCUUUAAAAACCAAGCUUAAGGACUGUAAUCACUGCCGUAGUGUUAUUAAAGAUAUCAAUUUGUAGCAUGUGUUCUAUUGUAAUUCAGAAGUGUCCUUUACAUUUCAACUGACAUGCAUGUGAAGUGUUCAAGUGUUUUUUUUUUUUUUUUUGUCUUUUAUCAAAUGUGAGGAACUGAACAUUUUUUAUUUUACCAAAUAAAUGUUAUUUGAGUCAAUCAUUGGAUCUUUUUGUUGUUUUUAAGUAUAAUGUUGAUGUGAAUUCUAAGGCACAAUGUUUGUUUUCAUCAACUGAACUGGACCAUGUGGUCAGAUUAUUUAGCUGGUGAAGAAGUCUACUUGUGUUUGUAAAUUGCUAAUAAGAGUAUACAUAACUUUAAUUUUCUUUGAAUCGUCCCCAUUCUCACACACACACAAAAAAAAAGAUAUUUGGUUAGUGUGCCUUGUUUAUUAAAAAAAAAAAAAAAAAAAAAGAUUUGAAACCACAUUUGGCCCUCUAGCGAUUAGAAAAUAAAACUGCAUGAGUCAUACGGAAGAUGUUAGCGCUUUUGCUCUUCGUGUAUGAAUAUGGUUCAUUUGAUCACAACAGGUUUGAAUUUAACCGUUUUUAAUUAUCUAUAGUGAAUUUUUCUCGUUCGUUGUGACACUUUCAGAUUUAUGCUACCCGCAGUGGAACGUUUCUCUGUGUACGGACGUGACGUAUGCAUGGAAUUUCCCGCGAAAUCCGUCCCGACAGCUCUAAAAUAAACCUAUAAUUAUGAUUUAUAGCCAAUGAACUUGUAUUUGGCUAAAAUAAUGACAUAGUUUGGAAAACUACGGAAGACUGCUAUAUAGAGAGAGACAGAGUAUGUAGCAUUAAUAUUAUUCAGGGAAAAAAAAUCCCACAAAAUAAAAACCAAGACAAACGGUAGAUUAAAGACAUCAGACAUUUUUUUUUUUUUUCCUUUAAUAAACAACUUCAAUAUUACAAAAGACAGCUCUCUCUCUCCCCUGUGUGCGCAUAUUGUACAAAUUCAAAACUGAUUUGGCCAGUUCACAAGGGAAACAUCUGUCUGAACUGGGCAGAAUUCUGUAAAAAUACAUGUACGUUGUGCAGACAGAAGCUCAGAACACCACGGCAGCAAUACUUGUUCAGAGUCUUACUGUGAGGCUAAUAAAGGAAGAUGCUAACUGCAUAUGACUAAAAACCAUCUUCCGAAUAUUCAAAUUCAUUCCCACCCACAGACUCCAGCAUUUAUUGAUCACAUUUAACAAGCAACUUGCUGCAAGAGUGAAAGUGUACAGAAUGAACCUAGUGAUUUAUAAAUCAAAGAGUGCUUUCACAUACGGUAUAGUAGUCAGAGGUAUUUCACUGUCACUGUGGGAUCUAUGAAGCGCUGUGUGAGCAUGUGGGCAAGAAGCUAGCUUACUACUGCAAAUAAAUUACUCAAUUCAAAUGAACUAUAUUUGGCAACUCCUAAAGCUAUAGAAGUUUCCACCACAAAAUAAAAAAAAACAAAUAAGGUAAUUCUGAGUUUACAUCUCACAAUUCAGAUUUUUUUCACCUCAGAAUCACAAGGGGAAAAAAAUAAAUAAAUUCACUUUUGUGAAAUAAAAAGCCACAAUUACCUUUUUUAUUUUUUAUCCCAUGGUGGAAAUAAACUUCCAAACAGUAUAAACCAGGCAAAAAAGUCUGCAAAAAAAGGUCAAUAUCUGUAGACGUUAAAAUGUUUUCAGCAUGAACAAAAUGGCAUAAAAAGGCAACUUUUUUGUCCAGUGUAAAAUUAAAAAGACAUUUUUCAUAAAAUGAAAAGCAAAAAGGAGGACGUUAUUUUUUAUUUAUUUUCUUUACAUAAAAAGUAGUGUGGAGAAAGAGUGCAAAAAAGGAGUUUCCUGAGACUGCUCUAGAUUAAAUAAGUUGUUGUUAGGCCUAUAGCCACGAUGGCAAGCCUACCUAAAGUGCACAUUAACACCAGUAACAGAAGAGGAAAGAAAUGACAGGCCAACAACACUGCAGCAGUCCUUCUGCCCCAUCAUGCCUCUGCGUCGCCUACUUGACCAUUAAAUGACC
This is a messenger RNA of Onychostoma macrolepis, 5469 nucleotides long. It is a transcript of the gene dpy19l1l, whose product is annotated as dpy-19-like 1, like (H. sapiens). The coding region runs from base 185 to 2377 and encodes 730 amino acids. Gene Ontology annotation, molecular function: mannosyltransferase activity. The record is from RefSeq and is a predicted model, not a curated record. The transcript is spliced from 22 exons. NCBI's taxonomy places the organism in Eukaryota, Metazoa, Chordata, Actinopteri, Cypriniformes, Cyprinidae. Gene Ontology annotation, cellular component: nuclear inner membrane.